Molecule: messenger RNA, 714 nt
Organism: Penicillium verrucosum
Lineage: Eukaryota; Fungi; Ascomycota; Eurotiomycetes; Eurotiales; Aspergillaceae
Exons: 2
Coding region: 1-714 (237 amino acids)
Source: RefSeq, a predicted model, not a curated record
AUGGGCCCCAAAAAGACAUGGUUCCUCCCACCCGAUUUCACCUUCCUAGAGAACGGCCUCAUCAAACUGGGUACACAACUCGAUCGGGGGGAAAUCUGGGGCAAAUUCGUCGAGUUAGCGUCCGUGUCCUUGAAGCUGGAUACAGAAUGGGGGAAGGAGAUCCAGUAUGGUGUUGUCGACCAUGAGGUCCAUUCGUUUGUGCGGCCCUUCACGAGAGAUACCCUAGCAGCUAUCGUGUCGCAGCCUAGUGUGCGAAAACAUAUAGACGAUGGUCUUUGGGGUAAACAACCAGUGUACAUUGUAUCUGGGCUUCGGAUCACCAAGACAGGGAUGAGUGUGACAAACGGACAGGGCACGACACACGGAGGAAGGAUCGGUGGUUCCGGUCCGGUACCUGCUGGUGUGAUGCCGGUGGAGCUUGGGGUUGGUUUGCAAGGGGAGAUGAGGAGAGACAAGGUGCAUUCCUAUGAAGCGGCCCCGAGGAUUAUUUUUGCAUACAGGCUCAGUGUCAUUCGACAGAGGAGGGACAGGGAUAUAGAGUCCGAGAUCUUCUCGCAUAAGACGGCAUUCAUGACGGGUGGCAUUGAGGAGGAGGAGGAAAUGGAGAUCGCCGAUAUUGAUAUGCUGGAAUUGAAAGAUGACCUUGAGGAUGAGGAUGAAGCAUUUAGUGAGCAUAGUGUUGGGAACAUGGAUGUGUGCAUAUCUUUUCGAUAA